AUGGUGCGGAACAACGCGGAGGCGGCGGCGGAGUUCUCGCGCGGCGGCGGCCAUGCCGUGCUGCUGCGAGCGAUGCAGACUCGCGUCGACAAGCUCCGAGUCAAGGCAGCCUUCCUCCUCGCCUCGCUGUGCGCUGACGACGACGCCGUCAAAGACACUCUGUGUGACAUGGGUAUGCCAGAGCAGCUUGCCGGACUGUUGAGAGCCGAACACGACCCGACGCACGAACACCUCACUAGCGCCCUCUUGGCGCUGGUCACCGACCACGCGCGCGCGGCCGCGGAGUGCCAGAGGGAGGAGCUGGGGCUGCGGAGGCUACUGGAGGCGCGCGUGAAGGAGCUCGCGGGCAGGGAGGAGUGUCAGGUGAGGCGCGGGGGCCAGAGGGAUCCCCCGCCAACGAAAAGAAAGCUUUCC
This is a messenger RNA of Priapulus caudatus, 414 nucleotides long. RefSeq names its product hsp70-binding protein 1-like. The record is from RefSeq and is a predicted model, not a curated record. The annotation marks the transcript as partial. Lineage: Eukaryota; Metazoa; Priapulida; Priapulimorpha; Priapulimorphida; Priapulidae. The transcript has 2 exons.